This is a messenger RNA of Paramisgurnus dabryanus, 1327 nucleotides long. RefSeq names its product ATP23 metallopeptidase and ATP synthase assembly factor homolog (gene atp23). Gene Ontology annotation, biological process: mitochondrial protein processing; mitochondrial proton-transporting ATP synthase complex assembly. Gene Ontology annotation, molecular function: metalloendopeptidase activity. The record is from RefSeq and is a predicted model, not a curated record. NCBI's taxonomy places the organism in Eukaryota, Metazoa, Chordata, Actinopteri, Cypriniformes, Cobitidae.
CGUGACCUUUCAGUAACCAUAGAGGGCAGAGACACUUUAAGUGUGCGCGCGCCCGCGAUAAAGCUAUGGCUCAGAAUGGCCAAAAUAAUAAAAAUAAACACGAAGAUAAAGCGCCAGAAGAGAAUCACAGCGAUGACCGGAAACAGAAAGAUGAGGACUACGGCUACAGUUUAUAUCCGGGAAGAACACAAAGCAAAUACAAAGAAGGCUCGAUCGGAGAGAGUCUGUUCACCUUUAAACACAAGUGUCACAUCAUGCUGCAGUUCACACUGGACACUAAUCCAUAUGCUAAACUCUUGCUGGGAGCCAUGAGAAGUUCCGGCUGUACAGUUUAUAAAGACAGACAUUUCUCCUGUGAGGAUUGUGAUGGGACCGUCAGUGGAGGCUUUGAUGCUGCCACAUCUCAGAUUGUUUUGUGUCAGAACAACAUUCAUCAACAGGCUCAUAUGAAUCGAGUCGUCACACAUGAACUGAUUCACGCGUUUGAUCACUGCAGGGCUCGAGUCGAUUGGUUCAGUAACUUCAGACAUUUGGCCUGUUCAGAGAUUCGAGCAGCCAAUCUGAGCGGUGACUGCUCGUUUAUAAAUGAAAUCUCCAGAUUUAACUUUGGCCUAAAGAAACAUCAUCAGGAAUGUGUUCGCAAUCGUGCACUGCGCUCCAUCCUUGCAGUGCGGAAAGUGAGCAGGGAAGAGGCCGAACAAGUGCUCAAUGAGGUGUUUGAUAGCUGUUUUAAUGACCACGCCCCCUUUGGUCGCAUUCCACACAGCAAGAAGGAUGCAAAGUUUGCCAACAGGGAUUUUGAGAACAGAGAUCGGUACUAUGCGAACCUAUAAAUCAUAAAGACGACACAAACCAAUGUUUUUAUUCUCCCAAAGGUGCUUUUUUCAGUAAAAAAUUUCAUUAAAUAACACAGAUGAGCUGAAAUUCUGUCCAUUUCCAAAAUCUCAUUAAGUUAUACGGGCUGUUAAUUCAUUUGUGUGUUUUCAAGAUCACUUUACUGUGACUGUGCUCUUUCACUUUUAAUCAAUAGUAAAUGUGUAACAAACAACACGCUUUCAGCAUUUGAACUGCACUACAAACUGACAGCAAAUAUGAGGAAUAGCAUGAUUUUAUAUCAUUCUUUAUCUUAAGACUUUAAAGGAAGAAACAAACUUGUAAAUUAAUAAAUAAAUUCAUUUCGUAUGAAAUAUAGUGCAGUGCGUUAUGUCAGUGUUGUUUACAUUGUGAUGAGACAUUUAAACAGAUAAAUGUCAAGUCUGCAACAUCACUGUUGAUUGUAAGACAUUAUUAUGAAUAUGAAAUCUAAAUUAAAAAUUUAAUUAUUGUG